Molecule: messenger RNA, 2307 nt
Organism: Hydractinia symbiolongicarpus
Lineage: Eukaryota; Metazoa; Cnidaria; Hydrozoa; Anthoathecata; Hydractiniidae
Product: menin-like
Exons: 6
Coding region: 310-1905 (531 amino acids)
Biological process (GO): regulation of transcription by RNA polymerase II; negative regulation of cell population proliferation; negative regulation of cell cycle
Cellular component (GO): nucleus; histone methyltransferase complex; chromatin
Molecular function (GO): Y-form DNA binding; transcription cis-regulatory region binding; chromatin binding
Source: RefSeq, a predicted model, not a curated record
CUCAUUGAAAAACAAGUCACUACUAAUGAACAAGCCAAUAGUAAUUGAUCUACGGUGUUCCCAGGCCACAUCUAGAUGGUGGUUUACUUCGUUACAAAGCGCCAAAAUUUUUGCGAUCCAACUUUACUUUUCUAAUUCCAACCCUGUAAAUGUUAUUUUUUAUUUGAAGCAAAUAUGAAGGUUUCUUAUGUUAACUGUUUUCUUUUUCGUUUAUGUAGCAAAACAUGCAAUAAGCAUAUACAGUGUACAAAUCAGACUUUAUUUUAUAUUUUAUACAUAUUAGAUGAAUAAAUUACAAAUUUAUCAUUAAUGGAAGCCAUAGCAGUACUUCAAAAGUACUUCCCAAUAAAAGAAGUUAAUGAUUUAGUCAAAAUAUUCAAGUAUGAGGCUGAAAACGGUAAUCCAAAAUUAGCUUAUCUUUCAAUAAUCCUUGGUUGGUUCGAACAUCAACUGACUCAGCAAAAAAACAAGAUUGCUUCUUACAACGACAUAUUCCCAAUAUACGAGUGGCACGAUUUUAAUAAACUAUAUGAAGAGUAUCAUGAUCUUGUUGUAUCAAAGUUCCCAAAUCCAGACAUUCUAAAAAAAUUGGAUGAACAAACUGCUAUCAAGGAGGUAUCAGAUUUUAUUUGGCAUCACCUUUCAAAAGCAUUUUUUAAGGACAAAUUUCAUAUCCAAAGUGUUUUCAGUUUUUUGACAGUAAAACAAUUGGACUGUUUUGGAAUUGCAAUCGCUACUGUUGCUACAUUGCAAGAGCUUGGAUUCAAUGAUGUACAUUUAGCAUUAUCAGAAGAUCAUGCCUGGCUGACAUAUGGCGAAAACAACACAGCUGAAGUGACAUGGCAUGGUAAAGGAAAUGAAAAAAAACGUGGCAAACCAAUUGAAUAUGGUUGUGAUGUGGAAAUAAAAUAUAACUGGUUAUAUUUAGGAGGUCGAUCUAUCAACUGUACACGUCAUAUGGAGAUGGUUGCAAUCAUUAAUGCACUGAACCCUGGUAUAAAUUCAAAAAUGGACAGUGAAAUAAUUGGUAACAUUCAACAGAAUUUACUUUGGCUUAUGUUCAAUGUUGGCUAUUUAGACAAAUUUCCGAUGGCAGUUUGCAAUAUAGCAGACCUAGAAGAGAUAUCACCAUCAAAAGAUAGAAAAUACUCCAUAGAACAGCUCUACACUAAAGCUAUUCACACCAGUCAAACAUGUUACCAGAAUUGCCAUGUGUACCCUUAUACGUACUAUGCUGGUUAUUUAUACAGGGUGAAAGAGUUUGAGAAAGCAAUUGUGAUAUGGAUGCAAGCCGCCGAAGUCAUAAGCAGAUACAAUUAUUCGAAAGAGGAUGAAGAAAUUUACAAAGAAUUUUCUGAAAUCACAAACACUUUUUUACCAAAUAUUGUCAAAAUUAAUCCAGAAAUUUUUCACGAAGAAGAAACGCUCUCUUUAAUUUUACAAUAUUUUGAUUAUUUAUGCAUUUGGGAGAGUGGAAGCAAAACUCCAGUUUUCCACGAAGAUUGGGCUAAAUCUUUUAUCAAAAUCUGUUCAGCUGUGCCGACAAACGUAAAAAUGGAUUGUUUAAAACGGUUAAAGCAUUGUGCGGAAGAGGAGGAAAAAGAAACUGCACAAACAGGUGAAGUGGGUGACAUCCAAAACACUGCUUCUUUCAACGCUGUUGGAGGAUUGAAUAACGAUUCGUUUGAUAGAAUAAAAAACGAAGAAUUCGUGAAAUUGAAAAUUAUUAAAAGUGGGAAAAUGCUUGAAAUAGUCAAAAUUUUAGCGCAGUCCAAAUUGAACAGUAGUGCGAUUCGUUUACAGUUUUGUGCUCAAACCAAUAUACAAUUUGUUAAAAAAGGUAAACGGUCUGUGGAAGAGAGUGUUGACGCUCCGUUUAUUAAAAAGAGACGAAUGGUUAGAUAAAGAGAGAGGUUUUGCGAAGAAACAUUAAAAAUAUAGUGAUUAAAUAGUAAUUUCGUUUUUUUAUAAAUUAGUAAGCUGGGUUUUUUUUAACUUUCAGGAUUUGUAUUUUAUUGUAAAUAUGUAUGUUAAUUCAAUUACUAUUCAAGAAAAGUGAUUUUGCGGUAAUAUAUGCGUGGCCCAAAACUGUCGUAAACUCAAAUAAUGGAGGUAAAUUUCAGAAAUAAAUUGAUUAAUUGUGCAUGUACGAGGUGGAAUCUAAUAUGUUAACUUCAGCAGUUCUGUGGUCAUCAGAAUACGUUAUUUUUUGUCCUUCAAAAGAAAAGCCUUUUGAUGAGUUAUAUUUAAUGUUUCAGAUUUUUUUCCUCUCAUUCCUUCUAAAAAUAGUUUAACAAUCGUUCUGUC